Messenger RNA from Hydra vulgaris (swiftwater hydra), 939 nucleotides. RefSeq names its product zinc finger BED domain-containing protein 4-like. The record is from RefSeq and is a predicted model, not a curated record. Lineage: Eukaryota; Metazoa; Cnidaria; Hydrozoa; Anthoathecata; Hydridae.
AUGCAUUUUCCAGAAAGUCACACAGGAAAAAAUAUAAGUGAGUAUUUACAUAAAGGUUUAGUAAGUUUUGAAAUUCCACACUCAAAAAUUCAUAUUGUUUUAAGAGAUAAUGUGGCCAAUAUGGUAGCUGAUGUAAGAGACAGUGGAUAUAUAGCUUGUUGCAGACGUCUGGCAACUCAUUUUCACCAUUCCCCAACAGUAGCAGCAAAAUUAGAAGCAAUUCAGGAACAACUUAGUACAAAUAAGCACAGGUUAAUCGAAGAUAUUAAUACAAGAUGGAACAGCUCUUAUGAUAUGAUUGAAAGGAUGCUUGAUCAAAAAGUUCCUUUGGCAACUUAUACAGCAGAUUAUCCUACCCAAUCAACACUAAAUUCAUUUCAAUGGGACUUAUUAGAUAAAGUGUUGCAUAUUUUAGAACCAAUUAAAACUUUAACCAUUUAUUUCAUUGAACAUUUAAGUGGGUCAGUAGACAAAAAAUUGGGUUCACAUUUACAUGAUAAAUAUUUAUGUCUUGCCACUUUUUGUGACCCUAGAUAUAAAUUGACAUAUCAAAAAGAAGAUAAGGAUAAAAUAAAAAAUUGGAUAAAUGAACAGAUGCAAGAAAUGCAACAAAAUAAUUUAGAACUUGAAUCCUCUGAUUCUGAUUUUGACGAACCUUCAGUACAUAACACAAAUGAAGUAAUUGCAAAACCAACUUAUCCAAAAUUCAAUGAAUGUUUUCAGAAAGUUUCUAAACUGAUAACUAUAGAUGAAUGUGAUUCCAAUUAUAUAAAUACUGAAAAUAGCAAAAGGUUAAAAAGAUUUAAUUCUAAUAUACAAAUGAUAAACAAGGAGAUUGAAAAGUAUUUAAAGCUACCUCUUGUCAAGGAAAAAGAAAGUCGUCUCUUGUGGUGGAAAAAUUAUGAAAACUCUUUUAAAAAUUUAAAGAAAAUUACCUAA